Messenger RNA from Salvia miltiorrhiza (redroot sage), 799 nucleotides. RefSeq lists its product as uncharacterized. Lineage: Eukaryota; Viridiplantae; Streptophyta; Magnoliopsida; Lamiales; Lamiaceae. The record is from RefSeq and is a predicted model, not a curated record. Bases 224 to 532 code for a protein of 102 amino acids. The transcript is spliced from 4 exons.
UAUUUUCUUCUAUCCUGGGCCAGCCUCAAGCGAAUGGGCCGGGCAGGAUUGGGCUUGACCGAGACAACACAGGUCUGCCCGAGUAUCUGCGUUACGACGUCGUUUUCUCUGCAACCCAAUUUCUUCCUUCGCUACUCAGUUCGCAUCAUAAAUCGCUGCCUCCAUUCUCACACUCAGUCGUCUCAACCUUCGAUCUCCCCCGAAAACGACGCCGUAGCAAGCAAUGGCCACCUCACUUGCCGCCAUGACGGCUCGCAGAGCUGCAACCCUCGCUCGGCUCUCGCCGUCCACCGCGUCGGCCGCUCGAGCCGCUUCUCUGAUUCCCCGCCGCGGCCUCGCCGGCGCCUCUGAUCACCAUGGGCCACCGAGGAUUAACCUCUGGGAAGACCCGAUGAGUCCGUCAAAGUGGAAGGAAGAGCAUUUUGUGAUUGCCUCUUUAUCGGGGUGGUUUGCCCUUUUCUAUGGAUCUUACAAGUUUUUUACCAGUGGCAAGAAAGACAAAGAAGAGAAAGUAGCAGAAGCAGCACAAUAGGCCGGAGAUUCAAGUCAUCUGUCAUUUUUUUCUUCUAAUAAUUAUGCGCUUCAACUUAUUGUUUGUAUGAAGAAAGUUCAUCUCCACCUGAUUUCAGUCUGUAAUGAUCACUAAGAAUAUUCAGCUCCGAUGGAUUUUCCGACGUUUUACCUUUUUUCAGAGGAAGAAUGAGUUUUCUCUUUCCCUAGUCAUUCUCUUGUUCAAUCUACAUCUUCCAGUUGCUUGGGACUUUUCUCUGAUAAUAAUGAAAACCAUAAUUUUGUUUUA